AUGGAUCCAGACGACUCGAUUGCGGCUUCGACAUUCUGGUCGGCCUUACAGGUCGUCCUCGCGUUGCUCAUUGGAUACACUGUGGCCUGGUGUGCUUACUCUUUGUGGCUGCAUCCACUCAGCCGAUACCCCGGACCAAAGCUGGCGGCUUGCUUCCCUAUCCCUCAUCUCUUGUGGGAUAUCCGCGGUAAGCAGCACUCGACCAUCAAGGAACUACACGACAAAUAUGGAGAUGUUGUUCGAAUUUCUCCAAACGCCCUGGCUUACCGCGCAGCUGCCGCCUGGCGCGAUAUCUACGGCCAUCGAAAGAAGGGACAGAAGGUUUUCAUCAAGGAUCCUUCCUUGUACACGACUCUGCCCAAUGGUGUCAACGCAAUUAUCACGGCCAACGAAAAGGAACACCAGCGCAUGCGCCGCCUGUUGACUCAUGCUUUCUCGAAUAAGGCGCUUGGUGAGCAAGAGGGUAUCCUUCACACCUAUGCUGAUAUGCUGAUCGACAAACUCGGCGAGGUCUUGUGUGAAUCUUGCUCUCCUGUGGUUGACUUGACCCGCUGGUUCAACUUUACCACCUUCGAUUUAAUCGGUGAUCUUGCCUUUGGUGAGCCUUUCGACUGUCUGGCAAACACAACAUACCACUGGUGGGUGUUGAUUAUUCUGGACGCCGUGAAGGCAAGUACAUAUCUGAAGAUCUUCUGGUUCUUUCCCUUCCUACUCCCUUUGCUUGCAAUCCUGGUUCCCAAUCAUUUGCUGGAGAAACGAACCGCAAGUUUCAAUCUCAGUGUUGAAAAAAUGCGCCGUCGUAUCAACAGUAAGACCACCAGACCGGAUUUCACAUCUUACAUCCUUAAGCACAGCAAUGAUGGACGGGGUCUUUCUCAGCCCGAGCUCGAUGCCAAUGCUGCUGUCUUCGUGCUCGCUGGAAGCGAGACAACCGCCGCUCUUCUAUCCGGAUGCAUCUAUUAUCUUCUCCGUCACGAGGACAAAUACAACCGACUUAUUGAGGAAAUCCGCUCGGCAUUCAACAACCCCUCCGAGAUCAACUUGACCGCCAUUGCAGAGCUUUCUUACCUGAUCGCCGUUCUGACAGAGACGCUUCGUAUCUAUCCUCCUAUCCCAGCUAUGCUUCCCCGUAUUGUACCCGAGGGUGGAGCAAUGAUUGACGAUAAAUAUGUUCCUGGGGGUGUAUCCGUCUCUGUUUCCCUAUUCUCUGCUUUCCGCGCUGCAACUCAUUUCAAGGAUCCCGACUCCUUCAUCCCAGAGCGCUGGUUAGAGGGACCCGAGUCAGCCGACUACGUUUUGGAUAAUCGAGAUGCUUUCCACCCGUUUUCAUAUGGACCUCGCAACUGUCUCGGACAACACCUCGCAAAUGCCGAAAUGCGCCUCAUUCUUACGAAGCUCCUGUAUCACUACGAUUUCAGUCUCGAGGCCGAGUCCGAGGACUGGGUCAAACAGUAUUCCUUCUCGCUUUGGUCUCGCCCCGAGUUGAUGGUCAAGCUUACUCGUGCUGGUGACUCGGACAUGGAUGGUGACUCUCGUGGUUAA
Penicillium malachiteum is the source of this 1542-nucleotide messenger RNA. Its product is annotated as cytochrome P450. Gene Ontology annotation, molecular function: monooxygenase activity; heme binding; iron ion binding. The transcript is spliced from 4 exons. The record is from RefSeq and is a predicted model, not a curated record. Lineage: Eukaryota; Fungi; Ascomycota; Eurotiomycetes; Eurotiales; Aspergillaceae. Bases 1 to 1542 code for a protein of 513 amino acids.